CAGGCUGCCAUGGGCGCCUCAGCCUGUCCAUGAAUGAAUGACAUUCUUCUUUGGAGCCACAUUUACCAGACGCAACAAAAUCCUCCUCCACAUUCACCUCAAUCAUCACUACCACUCAUAUGCUGCCCUCCUAGUCCUAUCCAGAAUUGUUCGUCCUUGACACAUUCCACCACUACAUUCUCAAUGUCGACCUGAUGUGACGCACAUCCCGAUAUCCUGUUGUCACAAUCACUGUUGUUUGAGCAAGCGACUUGCCUUUUCUGCCUUUGUCUACUUUUCUAAACUUCAUCUUUGCCGCCGUCGACUUCUGUGCCCUCCUCCUCAUCCAGCCUCUUCCUGCGUCUGACUGCGAUCAGUCUCACCAGUCACCCACUAGCGACCCUGCGAGCUUGUCGUCUUCACGCACCUGAAUCUUCACUGAACAGCCUCAAUUUACUACCAGUCCUUCACCAUUUCCUCGUUUGUUACCAGCUAGACUUCACCAUGGCAGCCUACCACAGUUCACCUGUCCUCGUCCAGCACGCCUCUUCUCCCCAUUCCAUGAGCUCCCCACUCGCACUCAACUCUCUUUCGCCUUUUCCACUAGAGUCUCAAAGUGAACCAGUUCGUCUGCCCGAACCCAUAGUUCCCUCAAACUCUGCGCCUUCUUCCUCUGACCUCCAGACUCCUUUGCUAUCUCUGCCAGAGAUUCUCAUGUCUGACGGUCCAGGCACCCAACAAGAGGCUUCAGUCUUCCAAGUAGCCGAGAACCCAAACUGGGGCGAGCGAUCACACGUUCAACCGCAGCCAGCUACUCAGGUCACCCAAGAAGGAUUGGAAGAGGCGGAUGUGCGGCAGGAGCAGCACGUUAAUGACAAUCAGACAGAUGUCAUUAGACAACCACAUGUAGGAGAUGGACCAUCAACAUCUGAAGUGAACCCAGACCGCACACAAGAUGUCCAACAAAACCCCCCAUCCCGUUCAGGUCCGGACUCUGCUGAACAAGCCGUUGCCGACCCCUCUGCCGACCCUGUGACCUCUCCUUCCAUCCCAGAAAUGCCUGGACAAGACGCCCUUGUCCCCACAGCCACUGUUCCUGACGAGCCCCCACCCCCACCAGAAUGGGCGACUUGGGAAGAUGACCUGUCCACCCCAAGUGAAGAAGAGUGGAAGAGGAUCAAAGAACGGGGCGAGACCCAUGCGCUAGAUACCGCCGCCAUAGGGAAACAUCUUUUGUCAUUCAACGAUGAUCCAGACAUUCGCCCUGUGAAGAAAUUGCGGAUGAACUGGGUCAUUCGAAACAUCCGUGGAAACAAAACCAAGCCAAAUCAUGCUCGGGUCAUGAUCUCCCCGCCUUUCAAAGUCGAUGGGCGAUACUGGCAGAUCAAAUUCUUCCCUAGAGGUAACGACGAGCAUGGACAGCGAGAUGCAAAGCAUCUUAGCCUCUAUCUUCGAUGUGGCUGGGAACCACUUGCGUCGAAUAACGGCAUCACCCAGAGCACAUGUACCUUUUAUCAAGGAUCUCCAGACUCCGACUUUGGCGAGGGAGCUACCCCAGAGCAGGUCAUUGAUAUCAGUCCACCCACGGAAGAAGCCUCCGGCGGCCCUGAGGCGCAAGCUCCGCCUUUGGCUCAAGACCAACCCAUCCCCGCCAGUUCAGAUACGCCCCCGACGUCGCAAGCAGAGGCCAACGCUGGUGCCGAUGGUACCUCGAUGCAAGAUCGGCCAUCGCAGGUAGACUGGCGAACUGCAGCUGCCAUGGGAGUUACCAUGUACAAUCCUCAGGAGCCUCGUACGUUCGAGACGGUAUGGAGUACUCACCAAUUUAACCCGCAAAAUGAAGACUGGGGCUUCUUACGCUUCGGAAGUCGAAAAUGGAAAUACCUUCAUAUUCGAGGGGGUGAGCAGCGCACACCUUUCAUCCAAAAAGAUACGCUGGCAAUCGAUGUUAACGUCUUAAUAUUUGACGACCCAUCCCAGUCGCUUUGGUGGCAUCCAAGCGACACAGAGCCAUCCUGGAACUCAAAGCUCCUGGCCGGCUACUACCCCAUGGGUACACCACAUUUCUAUUACAGCCCUGCUGUUGCCGGUCUCACUGCAUUAUUACUGCUGGUCCCUUUCCGCAAGUUGAUCCAGAGCAUCGAUGGGGGGGCUUGGAGAUCAAACUCGCAGCUUCGGCCCCGUCCACUUGUUUGUAAACUACAAAUGGUCCUCUCCUUGAUGCGUCAUCUGCUCCCAACAUCAGAUAAUUAUGUCAAUGUCGUCCCUAUUAUUGACAUGCUUCAAGCAGCAGGGGAGACGUUUUUGGAGGUCAACACAUUCUGGGAUGCCCUGCGGAGGUCUCUCGAGCUUGAGCUUGAGGGCGAGUCGGCAGCACUGACAAGUCUCUCGAAGAUUUUUGACACUGCCAACGGACCCGUAUCCUUUCCACCUCUUCCCGUGGAGACGGUUGCCAAUAUCCAACAAGGAGUGGAGCACAUAUUGGAUCAACAAAACUUCCAAGGACUUCUCCCUGACUUCCUCCCUCUGACGCUCGACAGACAAAAGUUUGAUAAGCGAACCCGCAAAUGGGUGCUCCUUCAAGAUCAUGUUCACCUCAAUGAAGAGAUUGAUCUGAGUCGCUUCUCAACGGAUGGCGCCGCUUCCAAGUAUACGUUGUACGGAUUUGUUGUGCACAGCAAUGAGAGGACGUCGGAGAAAUUCUUCAGUGUUCUACGACCCGGAGGCCCUCAAACCAAGUGGCUCGAGUUCAGUGAUGGCAAUGGGAACAAGGUGAAGUCUUACACUACGAAGGGUCUACAGAAGUAUUGGGGCUUGGAAGGUCAAGCCUUGAAAGACUACCUGUCGCAAGAACCUACUCCACCACUUGACACAGUUUACCUCGCCAUGUACGUAAGGUCCGACCUUCUGGGAGAAUACCUGGCUCCUUACAUGGAGCCGUAUCUGCUACCCGAGUGGAUGGUUCAACAUCUUCAAAGUGGUAUCCUGAGUGAGGGGAUCAUCUCCAGCGAACACAUUGAUGGAGAUACAAACGAGAUUCAGGUCGAGGUCUACUCAGACCAAGCGGUUAUUGGCCGAACAGGUCUCCUAGACCCAAUCAAAAUGACGAGGCAAUCCCAGCACCUGGGGACAUUUCACAAGAUGACCUUCUCAAGCAAGUUCAAGUUCCAGGACGUCCGAUCAGCGAUUGCGACAAAGCUAUCGAUCGACAACUCGGAAAGAAUCCGCCUAUUUGUCUUGAACUUUGGGUCACUGGGUGAUGCGCCUGAGAUGUUUCCGGUUAUUCUAUCUACGACACUGGGUGAUGAACAUGCUCGGUCCCGACCUCUGUGCUUGUGGAUGUCAAUCUUGCACACUGCCGAAGACCUCGAAGCGUUUGGCGAGCCGGACCACAAGGAAGUAGAUGAUCAGGACGCACGAUGGAGGAUGGAUACGGAUGAAACGAAUCGAUCAACAGAUCACGAUGGGUGGGGAGAUUCAACAGCAGCCGCAGACCUCGAACAGGAGUCUGUGCAACAAGCAGUUUUGGCCGAUGUUCAGCGCCUUCCGAGCACCGCUGAAGCUCAAGUAGGCCCAGCACCGUCAAUUGAGAACAACCAAGGCACAGCUAUGCCAACUGGAGAAAUAGUGGUUUCCGGAGUUGAAGACGAGACAGCGCUAGAAGUUCCUCAUGGCCACCUUGUGGACGCCACCAGUCAUGAGCAAAUCGACAGUUCUGACACCGUCGAAAUGAAUGGAAAUGGUGCGACAAACCUCAUCCCGGUUGAAGAUGCCGCCAUCACCACCUCGGUCGAUGGAGCAACUGUGACCAUGGAGAUGCUCUUAUCGACGGUACAGAAUGGAAACGAGCCAGACAGCAUGAACACGGCCAAUUCGGAGUCAUCAUCGGCCUUGUCAUCACCUGAGGAACAAGCCAGACCAGUUGCCUGCACGUAUGUAUUCCUUCAAUUCUUUGACGUGGAAAAUCAAACCUUUCGCCUUAUCGAAGCCUUUUUCACCAAGGCGGAUGACAAGGUCAAGGAUGCGUUACGAAGAAAGAUGGGCUACCCUUUGGACAAGCAGUUCGAGGUGUGGAGAAGAGCCGAAACUCCAGUGAAAUGUGAAGUGGUCGCCGACGAUGAAUGCUUCGAAGCGAACUCGGUCACAACAUAUAUAAUUGGCGACAAGAAGUCUGAAAUGGAUGACCAGAAACUGCAGCGACAGGGCAAAUAUUGGGACCCAUUUGAGGUGGGCGACUAUCUUCGAAUGUUGGAGCGGAAACAUCCUAUUCGAUCCAAGACAACAGCAGCGCCAAUUGUACAGUCGGUGUUUGGAGAGGACUACUACCAAGGACACUUGGUACAGGGGCAGCGACACGGGGAGAAGUGUGUGUUGAUCUCGGGCGAAGGCAACAUGUACGAAGGCCCAAUGGCUUUAAACGAGAAGUGGGGCCAAGGCGGAAAGAUGACAUAUUGCAACGGGGACACAUACGAAGGGGAGUGGGAGGAGGACGAGCGACAUGGCCAAGGUACAAUGAUUGAAAGCCGGACUGGCAACAAAUAUGUGGGAGGCUUUGAGCAUGGAAAGCGCUGGGGCACGGGGACGACGUACUGGCAGGUGGCUGACGAGCAAGCCGACUUGUGUCAGAUUUGUGCUGGGGAAGAAGUGAAUGCGCUCUUUUACCCAUGCGGACACGUCUGCGCAUGCGUUGAAUGUGCUGGACAGUGCCCUCAGUGUCCGAUCUGCCGAAAGUCGGUCCAACAAGUGGUGAAGAUGUUUCGGGCUUGAAAGGGAAGCUGGCAGGUGAUGAGCUAAAAGGCUUGCAUUGAUCAGACGACCGGCGAACGACAGGGAGAGAAUGUUUUUUGCAGAGACAUGGAAUAUCAGACCAACGACAUAAUGACACAGUCAGAGGAGCAUGGUGUUUAGGCGUGCUGAAAUACUGGGAUCAGAUAUGAUGCCAAGGAGCAGAUAGGAUUUGACGCUGAAACGAGAAGAAGUUGUAAUCAUCAUACAACAGUGACACCACGG
Exophiala mesophila is the source of this 4989-nucleotide messenger RNA. RefSeq lists its product as uncharacterized. Gene Ontology annotation, cellular component: cytosol. The transcript has a single exon. Gene Ontology annotation, biological process: protein deubiquitination. NCBI's taxonomy places the organism in Eukaryota, Fungi, Ascomycota, Eurotiomycetes, Chaetothyriales, Herpotrichiellaceae. The record is from RefSeq and is a predicted model, not a curated record. The coding region runs from base 484 to 4746 and encodes 1420 amino acids. Gene Ontology annotation, molecular function: protein binding; cysteine-type deubiquitinase activity.